Molecule: messenger RNA, 399 nt
Organism: Prunus armeniaca (apricot)
Lineage: Eukaryota; Viridiplantae; Streptophyta; Magnoliopsida; Rosales; Rosaceae
Source: the annotation of a GenBank genome assembly
AUGGUUUCUCCUCUCCUGCUGUCCACCAACUAUCCUUCGUCUUGGAAAGUCGACGUGGGCCAAGGCCCUGGUGUGGCCGAGAUUCCUUCCUGGCCCUGGGGGAGGAUGACCUCCCUCCCUUUGAGGCCAUGGAAAGACUGUAAUGCGAUUGAUGAAGAUGGGAGGGCUUGGUACGAUGAUUCCAACUUGGCCACAUUUGUUUGGCUUGGCACCUCGGUCGCACCCAUGGCCGGAGUGACGGCCCUGGCUUCACCUAGCCACAGUUGUGCCCAGAAUGACGGCCCUGGCCAUGGCCGGAGUGACGGCCUUGAUUGCACCCCGAUUUCACCCAUGUCCAGAGUGACGCCCUCGGCCAUGGUCGCGGUCAGUGAAGAUGUGGGCGGUGGAGGCAUCGCCUAA